Molecule: messenger RNA, 424 nt
Organism: Paramecium sonneborni
Lineage: Eukaryota; Ciliophora; Oligohymenophorea; Peniculida; Parameciidae
Source: the annotation of a GenBank genome assembly
AUGAGGAUCCAAUCAAAUAAUACUAGAAAAUAAAAAUUCUUAAAAUCAUUUUAAUCAAUAGAUUUUAAAAAUAAAAAAUAAUUUUAGCCAACACCGAAGACUGCAUUCUUUAAACUAUUGAAACCUCUAUUCAUUUAUAUUGAUUGCUAUUCAAAUAUAAUUAAAUAGCACUAAAAAAUAUAAUCAUACGUGUAUCUUAAGUAGUUCUACAAAUCCAGAUUAAUCUUAAACAAUUAAAUAGGAGCAAAUGGGAUAAUAAUAAUUUAUGAUUUAACAGGCAGAGAAUCAUUUGACUCUGAAAAGAUAUGGAUGUCUGAAAUUGAUAAGUAUAGUUAUAGAAUAUAUACAUAGGUAUGCUUAAGAAGAUGUGAUAAGGAUGUUGGUGGGAAACAAAUGUGAUAUGGUAGACAAAAGAGCUAGGUGA